Oppiella nova is the source of this 303-nucleotide messenger RNA. The record is from the annotation of a GenBank genome assembly. Lineage: Eukaryota; Metazoa; Arthropoda; Arachnida; Sarcoptiformes; Oppiidae.
AUGAGUGAUUCAGAGCUAUCGCUAGACUCAGACAAUGUCUCGCUUUCGGACUCAAUUCAGUCCAACGGUUCAGUGGCCGGAGAGGACUCCAAGAAGUGUGAAGUCAUAGAUAUGUCGCGUUGGAGGGACCAGACGCUCACCAAACAGGUGGUCUGGAAAGGCAAGGGUUGGUCCACACCUAUGAAUGGCAAUGAGGUGUCCAUCCAUUAUGUGGCCAAACGAGAGGACGGCUCAGUGUUUGACUCAAGCCGUCAGCGGAACCAAGUCUUCACGUUCACUGUCGGCCGCAGACAAGUCAUCAAA